AUUAUUUACUAUGAUAUUUACAUAAUUUUUUGAAAAUAACAUAUUAUAGUACCUUUUUACAUUAACUUACCUGAUUUAUUUGUUUUUCUUACAUAAAACCUUUAAAUAUAAUAUAUAAAAUAUGCAAAAUAAUAAUUUUAUAUAUUUGUUUUUUUUCAAUUGUGGGCCCCACAAAUUUGGGGACCCCAUACCAAUGUUUCUUUUGUAUGCCCACAGAUCCGGCCUGAAUAGGAUUAUAAUUAUAUACCCUCUAUUUCUUCCAUUUCUUCUUUUCUCUCUCCCUCUAUUUUCUUCUCUCUCUUCUUUAUUUCUCUAAUAUGUAAUGUUAAAAUAACGUAUUGUUGUAAUAUAUUCUAUUUACGAAACAUAAAAUAAAAUAGUAAUUAUACAAACUUAUCUACAUAAUCUGAUUAACUGGCCAGUAUACAUCAAAUCAAAAUAAAUGCUUUUAAAUUUUCUUAACAAAUCUAAUUUACAAAAUUAAGAAUUAAAAUAUUUUUUAUUUUAAUAUAUUUGAAUAUAUGUAUAUAUAUAUAAUUAUAUUAUUUUAUAGAUUUUCUUAACGUAAAUAUUCUGCACUUUGAAAAAACGAAUCAAAAUCUAAUUGUCUUAUUAGAAAAAAAAUUAUUCUCAUCGACCCAACCCUUUUUUGUAAGUAUUUAAAAUAAAUACACCAUUUUUUUAUAUAGUUAAAUUCACUCUUAUAAUUAUGGAAAAUAACAUAAUACCACUAAAUGUGUUUCCAAACAACACAAUAACUAAUUUUAUAUCCAAACAAGAUAAAAUAUUAGGUCCUACUUUUUUUAAAAAAAAUUAUUUAUCUGCUUCUAAAUUAUUUGAUUUAAAACCACUCAAAUAAUUUAUAAAAAUUUGAAAAAAACUAUAACUAUUUUCCCGGGUUUAAAUACUACAAAUAAAUCAUUCAACAUGAAAUUAGUUAAAUUAAUUGAUUUUUUUUGUAUUUUCAUAAAUAAAAAUUUCAUUCCUUAAAACUUAAUAAAUAUUACAUUCUUUUUGUUAUUUUUUAUUCUUAAAAACAUAUAAUUAUAUAUGAGAUUGAUGCUUGGUUUAAGUUGACAUCAAAUAGUUUUAAGCAAAUAAAAUGUUAGAGUCAAUAAAUUAACGUCAAAUAAGUUUUAUAAUUAAAAAUUUAUCAAAUAAAUUACAUAUAUUUUAUUAAAACAGGUUGAGAUAAUUAAAACAAAAUUUUGUAAUAUUUCUUAUAAUUUUCUAUUUAAUAUAAAUACAAUAAAAUAAUAUAAUUAUGUAGUUUUAAAUACAUUAAAAUAAAAUGUUAAAACAUUACUUAUCAAAAAUGUUAAAAUCCAUUGAUAUUAUAAAUUAGAUUUUGUUAAAAAAAUUGCAUUCUUUAAGUGCGAAUCAUAAUAUAGAUUUCAGAAACAUUGUAUUGGACUCAAUUUCUUAUAAGCUUUGAAACUAAAUGCACCUCUAUAAUAUAAAGUUAACCCACCCAAAAUCAUUAAGACUCCCUUCUUUAUUCUAUUGAUUUCUUAAUAACUUACUCCCUUCUUUAUACAACAUCAGUACUCUCUUAUACUAUCAAUGGUUUAGUAAAUAUCUGGUCCAAAAAUUGUAUAUUGUUGAAUACUGGAUUGUAUUAUGCUUUUUCAAAAAAAACUACCAUACAUUCAUAUUUGACCAGUUCACCUUCUUUUUCUCGUGCAGGGUUUACCAGGGUUUACCAGUUCGAUGAGGCUCUGGAUCGGAUAUAAAAACUGAAUAAAACUAAAGACGCGUAUAUAAAUAUUUUAAUAACAUAAAUAUGUAAACUUAAAUUAAAAAAUAGUAUUUAAUACCAACUAACAUUUUUAUCAAAAUUAAAUUCGCACAGGAUAUAGGAUUGCUAGAAAUGUUAGGUACAAAGAAAGCAGGGUGGGAUGCACAGCACCUAAUAUUCAUGCGUUCCAUUCCCUUGCUUGGAACGUAUAAUGCAUCUCAGAAGAUAGUCUUCUUGUAGGGCAGAAGACGACUUAACCACUUGACAAUAAUUAUUGGGUAUCAUCAACUAACAGUGUAAAAAACUGUUGUGAUCAACAUCAUAUAAUAAAUCCAAACUCUUUAUUGCUGGAAAGUCAUGUGGGUGCCUGCUGCUUGUGGAAUUUUUAGACUAUAGUUUUAUAUUUAAAACCCCUCUUUCGGAGAACGAGAAGGGAACACUUCAAAUCAGUAUUUAGCUGUUUGUAAGGCUAAUUGACCAGUACACAUCAAAUCAAAAUAAAUGCUUUCAACAUGAUAUAACGUGGAAAAAAAGUUUUGCUCAUGCAUUCUAUAUUCCUUUACUGGGAAGGUAAAUGCAUCUCAUAAGAUACUUAUAUCUUCUUGUAGGGCACAUAACGACUAAACCACUUGACAAUAGUUACUGGGUAUCUCAUUAAAUUAACGUGGAAAAAGAUGUUUCGAUCAACAUCAUAUAUUAAAAAUGUGGGUACCUGCUGCUUGUGGAAUUUUUAUACUAUAGUUUUAUAUAUAAAACCCCUCUUUUGGAGAACGAGAAGGCAACACUUUAUCUUUUGAAGCUUGAAUGAUCAUGAAGCUGUUUCUUUUACUUGCGUUAAACACUCUCAUCUUAUUCCAAAUUUUAGAUGCGAGUUCUUUCUAUGAAGCGUCUAAGGCUGAUGGUAACGCUGAUAGAAAAGCUUUACUAGUGUUCAAGUCUCAAGUUUCUGCGAACAAUAGACUAGCCUUGGUCUCGUGGAAUGACUCAACUCCGUUCUGCCAAUGGAAAGGUGUUACAUGUGGCCGCAAACAUAAAAGAGUUACAGGCUUAGACCUGGGAGGGUUAGAACUUGGUGGGAUCAUCUCGCCUGCUAUCGGUAAUCUUUCUUUCCUCAGAACUCUUAAUCUUGGAGAGAACUCUUUUAGUGGUACCAUCCCAAAAGAGGUGGGAAUGUUGUCUAGGCUUCAAGAGUUGAAUAUGAGCUAUAACAAUCUCAAAGGAGUGAUUCCAACAAGCCUGUCUAACUGCUCUAGAUUGGUGGAACUUGUUUUAACAUCAAACAAUCUUGAAAACGGUUUACCUUCAGAGCUAGGAUCGUUGUCUAGCCUUGAAAGUUUGUUUCUUAGUAAAAACAAUCUUUCAGGGAGGUUUUCGACGUCUUUAGGAAACCUAACAUCACUCAAACAACUUUCCAUUGCAUAUAAUAAUAUGGAGGGAGAGGUUCCAAAAACAAUAGGUAGACUGAGCCAGUUGAUAAAUCUCCAAAUUUCAAUGAAUAAUCUCUCAGGUUUUUUCCCACCAGAAAUUUACAACUUGUCUUCAGUUAGGUAUUUGUCCAUUGGUGCCAACCAUUUCUCGGGUAGUCUAAGGCCUGAUUUUGGAUAUAUGCUUGCAACACUUAGAGAGUUGCAAAUGCCGAUGAACUCUUUCUCAGGAGAUCUUCCAAAAACAAUAUCCAAUAUCUCGACCCUUCAACUGCUAGAGGUUUCACAAAACCAUUUCACAGGAAGUAUCCCAGUUAGUUUUGGAACAUUACAAAAUAUUCAGUAUCUGGGGCUUAGUCAAAACUCUUUUGGAGGAAACAGCCUAGGGGGAGAUCUAGAAUUUCUCAAGUCUUUGGUCAACUGCACUAAGCUGCAAAUGUUGGAUGUUGGUUACAAUAGACUUGGAGGGGAAUUGCCAAUUCAUGUAGCUAAUCUUUCUAAAGAUAUAACAAAAAUAUACAUGGGAGGAAAUCUCAUAUCUGGCAGCAUUCCUCAUGAGAUUGGAAAUCUCAUAAACCUGCAAGCAUUUGCCAUGGAGAGAAACUUGUUGACAGGAGGAAUACCGGCGUCUCUUGGGAAAAUUUCAGGAUUGAUUUUCUUGGCACUGAGCUCAAAUAGAAUGUCAGGAGAGAUACCUAGUGAUCUCGGAAACAUCACUCGGUUAGAGAAACUCCAUUUAUUCCAAAACAGUUUUGAAGGAAGCAUUCCUCCCAGUCUUGGGAACUGUCGUUCCCUGUUAUACCUUUGGAUUGGAUACAACAGGUUAAACGGGACUAUACCUCAAGAAAUCAUGCAGUUGGAGUCUCUUGUUCAAUUGUUUGUGAAUAUAAAUCAGCUGACCGGUCCUUUUCCUAAAGAUGUUGCAAGGUUAAAACAAGUUGUUCAGCUAUCUGUUGCAGACAAUAGAUUGUCAGGAAACAUCCCAGAGACAAUAGGAAGUUGUCUCUACAUGGAAAACCUUUACCUGGGAGGAAAUGCAUUUGAUGGAGCUAUUCCAGAUAUCAGAAACUUGAGAGGACUUACACUCUUUAACUUAUCAAACAACAAUUUUUCAGGCAACAUACCUGAAUAUCUCGCCAACUUUUCCUCCUUGGAGAGUUUAGAUCUCUCUGGUAACAACUUUCAGGGAGCUGUUCCGACAAAAGGAGUGCUUCAACAUCCCGAAAAGUUUUCGGUAUCUGGUAAUAAAAAUCUUUGUGGAGGAAUCCCUGAACUCAAGUUAAAGCCAUGCCCUCGAAACGUCGUAGUUUCAAGGACGACGAGAAGACAUUCAUCAAACAAGAAGAAAAUUUUCAUCAGUGUUGGUGUUAGUGUUGGUGUAGUAGCUUCUCUUCUGUUGUUGGCUCUAAGUUUGCUUAUGAAAAGGAAGAAGAAAAACACCAACCACUUGAUGAUGUCGAAUCCUCCAAUAUUAGACCCUUUCUAUGAAAGGGUAAGCUAUGAGGAACUUCGAGCUGCGACGAAUGAGUUCUCCUCCAGCAAUCUGAUUGGUUCAGGAAACUUUGGUUCUGUUUUUAGAGGGUUGCUUGGUCCGGAGGAGUCUAAAGCUGUUGCGGUUAAAGUUCUAAAUCUUCAAACGCGGGGCGCAGCCAAGAGCUUUAUGGCGGAAUGUGAAGCCUUGAAAGGUAUAAGGCAUCGAAACCUCGUGAAACUUGUGACUUCUUGUUCAAGCAUUGAUUUCAAAGGAAAUGAAUUCAAAGCUCUAGUGUACGAGUUUAUGCCCAACGGAAACCUAGACACGUGGCUGCACCACCACCAAGUGGAUGUCGAAGAAGGCUCUUUAAAUCAUACAAGACCGCUGAAGCUAUCUGAACGACUUAACAUAGCCAUAGAUGUGGCUUCUGUUUUGGAUUAUAUCCAUUCCCAUUGUCAUGACCCUUUAGCUCAUUGUGAUCUAAAGCCAAGCAAUGUUCUCCUAGACAAUGAUCUAACAGCCCAUGUAAGUGACUUUGGUCUUGCUCGGAUCAUUGACCAAGACUCCUUCAUCAACCAAGUUAGCUCCACGGGUGUUAGAGGAACCAUCGGCUAUGUAGCACCAGAAUAUGGAAUGGGAGGCAAACCAUCGAGGGAAGGGGAUUUGUACAGCUUUGGGGUUCUUUUGCUGGAGAUGUUCAGUGGAAAGCGUCCAACGGAUGAACUUUUUGUGGAAGGUUUUACUCUCCGUAGCUAUACCGAGUCCGCAUUGGCCGCAGAACAUGUCCUUGAGAUAGCUGACACAUCGAUUCUCAGCGGUGAAAUUCAUAACAAGAACAUGAGUGCUAUUGCUGAGUGUUUGAAGAUGGUUUUUAAUGUGGGGAUACGGUGUUGUGAACAAUCUCCCACAGAUCGGAUGACAAUGGCUCAAGCUUUACCUGAAUUAGUCUCACUCCGAGAGAGGUUCCUCAGAACCAAUAUGAGGAAAAUGUAGACGCUCCAUUGUGGUGAUCUCUUACAAAAUUUGCACGUUUCCUUAGAGACAUAUAUAAUAUAAGAUUACAAUAUUCGAAUCUAUUGUGUAAAUUUUAGUAGUUGAUGUAUUAGUAUAUGUACUGCUUUGUGAUUUGAAUUUGAAUUUUGUGUGUGGCUAAAACUGAUCUUCUGCAUGAAAAUCAUUUUUCUAUAACAUUUGUUUUAUACGAAAA
Messenger RNA from Brassica rapa (field mustard), 5843 nucleotides. Its product is annotated as probable LRR receptor-like serine/threonine-protein kinase At3g47570. Gene Ontology annotation, biological process: protein phosphorylation. Lineage: Eukaryota; Viridiplantae; Streptophyta; Magnoliopsida; Brassicales; Brassicaceae. Gene Ontology annotation, molecular function: protein kinase activity; ATP binding; receptor serine/threonine kinase binding. The record is from RefSeq and is a predicted model, not a curated record.